Acanthosepion pharaonis is the source of this 1287-nucleotide messenger RNA. The record is from the annotation of a GenBank genome assembly. Lineage: Eukaryota; Metazoa; Mollusca; Cephalopoda; Sepiida; Sepiidae.
AUGGUGUCCGGCACAAACGCCACAAUUGUGUUCACCCUUAAAACAUUAAAACUUUUCUUUCUUUCUUUCUUUUUCUUUCUUUCUUUCUUUCUUUCUUUCUUUCUUUGUCGUUUUGUUUCUUUCGCUUUUUUUUUCUUCUUUUGGUCUUUGGUACUUAAUUCCUUUCUAUCUUUAUUUGUCACUUUUUCAUUAGCACUUUCUUUCUUUCUUUCUUUCUUUCUUUCUUUCUUUCUUUCUUUCUUUGGCAUUUUCUUUCUUCAUAACUUUUUCUCUUCUCUUCUUUCAAUCUUUCUUUCUUUUUUCUUUCCUUCUUUGCUAUUUAAUUCCUUUCUUUGUCACUUCAGUAUGUGUGCAUUCUUUGUUUUUCUCUUUUUUUCUUUCUUUGGCAUUUCCUUUCUUUCUUUCUUCAUAACAUUUUCUCUUCUAUUCUUUCAUUGUUUCUUUUUUGUCUUUCUUUCUUUGACGCUUAAUUCUUCCCUUUGUCUGUCACUUUGCCAUGAGUGCAUUCUUUCUUUCCUUCUUUCUUUCUUUGUAAAUUCGUUCUUUCUUUCUUUCUUUUUUUCUUUCUUUCUUCGGCUCUUAACUCCUUUCUUUGUCCGUCACUUCGUCCAUUGCUGCAUUCUUUCUUUCUUUCUUUCUUUCUUUCUUUCUUUGAUUUUCUGGUUGUUUGUUUGUUUCUUUCUUUCUUUCUUUGGCCUUUCCUUUCUUAGUUCUUUUUUUGUACUUCAUUCCCUCCUUACCUUAUUUCGUACAUCCUUUCUUUCUUUCAUCAUUUAUCUAAAAAAAAAUUGCUCCUUACUUUUUCUUUCAUUCAUUAGCUCGUUCAUUCUUUCUUACUAUAUUCCUCUUUUUUCUUGGAUUUCUUCUUUGGUAUUUUACUCUUUAUUUUCUUCUUUCGGUAAUUCUUCCUUCGCAGAUUCUUUUUUUCUUUUCUUUCUUUAUUUAUUUGCAAAACUUCAUCUGUCGUUUGUUUGUUUGUUUUCUUUUCCUUUUCUAUUUUUCCUUUAUUGUUUUUCCUUCUUCAAUGCUUCCUCCUUCCUUUUCUCUUUCAUUUUCUUUCACCGAUUCAUUCAUGUUGUCAAUAUCUUUCUUUCUUUAUCUUUUUGUUUCUUUCUUUUCCCCUUUCUGUCUUUCUUUAAAAUUUCUCUCUUUCAUAUAUUUUUUUUUCUUUUUCGCCUUUCACAAUUCUUUCACUUCUUUCAUUCUUUACUCAUUCGUUUUGCCGUUUUCUCUUAUUUUCUGUCUUUUCUUCAUUUUUUUUUUUUUUCAUUUUCUUCUUCUUUUUAA